This is a messenger RNA of Botrytis fragariae, 561 nucleotides long. RefSeq lists its product as uncharacterized. Bases 1 to 561 code for a protein of 186 amino acids. The record is from RefSeq and is a predicted model, not a curated record. The transcript is spliced from 2 exons. NCBI's taxonomy places the organism in Eukaryota, Fungi, Ascomycota, Leotiomycetes, Helotiales, Sclerotiniaceae.
AUGAGCGAAGCCCCUCAUGCAGACCCAAGCACAAGGGGCUUCACUACAUUAUCAUUCUGCGGGUGCUUGGAACUUCCUGAACCGGUAUUUAAUGCUGACAAUAAUGCGGUUCUCAAGAUGAGUCCGGUAACACCUACCAAGUACUCGUUCGACGGAUACAAUGUGGUUUUCAAUACGAGUCCCAUCACACCUACUGACUACUCAGCUUGUGAUUAUCACGGCUCAGAAACUCCUAUUCAGUUCUCUCUUGCAGAUAGACCGAUUUGGUCGAUCUUUCCAGCAACUGGGCCAUUCGUCUUACCAUUUGAUGUUCAGAAAUUGUUAGUUCUUUGGCUUUCAGCUGGUAUUCUAGUAACGCUUGUCGGCAAUGCGAACAUACCUCUCCUGAAGAUGAGCGAAACCUGCCAGGAUAUCAUCAGCCUGGUCUGUACUCAUACACAGGUGAAGAAGAUCCCCGAUAUCGCUAUUGUAGCAAGGAAAGAGGGCGAAGAGCCAUGUCCGAAUCCACUCACAACAAAAAACGGCGGGUCUGAAUCUCAGUGCUCUUAUGCCACAACUUAG